Polyodon spathula (Mississippi paddlefish) is the source of this 3912-nucleotide messenger RNA. It is a transcript of the gene intu, whose product is annotated as inturned planar cell polarity protein. The coding region runs from base 323 to 3190 and encodes 955 amino acids. The transcript has 16 exons. Gene Ontology annotation, molecular function: protein binding. NCBI's taxonomy places the organism in Eukaryota, Metazoa, Chordata, Actinopteri, Acipenseriformes, Polyodontidae. The record is from RefSeq and is a predicted model, not a curated record. Gene Ontology annotation, biological process: establishment of planar polarity; cilium assembly; vesicle-mediated transport. Gene Ontology annotation, cellular component: cilium; cytoplasm.
CUUGUUUUGUUCGUGAUUGACGUGUGAACUAGAAGAGAAAAAAAAAACUGCUGCCCACUGUAAAGAGUAAAGGGAAUUUGGAAUUAUCCUGUAAAUAAGAAAUGUCAAGGUAUAAUCAUUUAGGACAUGCUUAAAAAGACACUUCACAGUUCCUAAUAACGGAAAUAUUGUAGUGGUCUGCUUCAAAGUAUUGAUGCAAUAAGUGAUACGGAUCCUCGUAUAACUGUUACAAUUCCUUACAGUUUAAGUGAAAUGGAGUGGAAGACACAUGGAAUUAAUUGUCAUAUGUAUUCUUUAAGGAAAUGUGAUAUUGAGAUGAAUAAUGUUUAAUGUUGGAACACAUGGGAGAAUCUCCAGAGCUGUCUCCAAGAAUUUAGAGGAUUUCGAUUCAGUCCGGAGUGUGCUUCUGUAUAGUGACAUUGAACCUGAGUGGCUGGAUGAUGUGCAGAAGAAUGGAGAGCUGUUCUAUCUGGAGCUGAGCGAAGGGGAAGAGGAGGCCACUCUCACCCAGACCCAUAACGCACAGGUACCUGGAGCCAACCAUGUACGCUUCAGCGACAAGGAAGCGGAGGUCAUCACAGACAGCAAGAAACACAAGGAGGGAGGAAAGUAUGAGCCCAGACUGAAAAGGCUCGCUAAGAUCCUGAAAAAGAAAAAGCAUUCACAAAGGUGGUCAGACAAGAAAGGGAAUUCCAACUCCUACAAUGCUGGCCAGUCAUCACGACCAGCUUCGAUACUGAAAAACCAGCCCAAUCAGAAAUCCGGCAUUCUAGUUCAGCAGCAGUUUAAGGAUGUUUGUGUUUAUGUUAACCCCAAAAGGUUAGGCAAUAGCACGCAUGCAAAAGGAUACAAGCUGCUUGAGGCUUUACUGGGGAUCAUUCAUCAGCCUUCCUGGACCAGAAAGGUUGUGAGCACUGUUGAAGAGCCUGAUACUUCUUGUAAUGAAGAAAGACUUACCAUUCAUGGACUGGUCCCAGCCAGCCCUGCAAUCAAAUGUGGGCAGAUUUUGAUAGGAGAUUUUCUUGUUGCAGUAAAUGAUGUUGAUGUAACAUCUGAGAACAUCGAGAGGGUCCUGUCAUGCAUUCCCGGUCCUACACAGGUAAAGCUCACGUUGGAAACCUCCUCGUUCAAUGCUGAAGGAAAAGGCUCCACAUCACGUAACCUCAAUAAGCAGUCACAGCCUGUGAGUAAUCUGGUGAAACUUCUGUGGGGCGAAGAUGCAGUGGAGCUUCAAAUGGCAAUUGGAAACAUUCCUCAUAUAAUUAUGUAUUUGUCCCUAAAACUGGACUCCGAAUCUUUAAAAGAAGAGCAAGAAAUUUUGUACCAGUAUCCAGUAUCAGAAGCAUCCCGCAAACUAAAGGGAGUGAGGGGCAUAUUUCUGACGCUUUGUGACAUGCUGGGGAACGUUACUGGAGGUCAGGUCAGCAGUACAACAAUGCUGCUAAAUGAGUGUCUUGUCCAUGUGGGUUACUGGAAAGAAGGUGACAAUCUACUUGUUGUUGGUCUCCCUUCAGAAAAGGUUCCUCUUUUACAACUAAGAAACGUGAUUGGGGGUGCUGUCCGGACUCUGAAAGUUAUGUAUGGCUCUUUAGACAAUGCCUUCUGUCAAGUAGACAAUGUUCCUAGACUGGACCGUUUCUUCAGCUUGUUCUUCCAGCAGUUGUUCCAGCCUGCUAAACUGAACUGUAGUGCUAAUCCCAGCUCUCACUUUUAUGGCAUUUCCAGUGCCUUAUUUUUAGAUUAUUUACCUGCAGUGCGCUUUCUUACUUUACCACAAGAGAUAAAGGUGGAGAUUGAUACAGUUCUGUCUGAUCUUGAAGCUGCUGAUUUUGGAGAAAUGUCUGAGGAUUACUAUGGCAUAAGGCGGUUGUACACGAUACUGGGCUCAUGUCUGUUUUACAAGGGUUACUUAAUAGGAAAUCACUUACCAAAGGAGAACCUCCUUGACAUUGCACUUUACUGUCAGCACUACUGCCUCUUGCCACUGGCAGCAGAGCAGAGGAUUGGCCAGCUAGUUGUAUGGCGAGAGGUAUUUCCACAGCGACAGUUUCACCCUAGUGAAGAACCAGUUCUUGAAGGUUUCCUGGAACCCGAAGCAAGAUAUUUUCUGCUGGUUGUUGGAUUGAGGCAUUUUAUGUUGUGUGUUUUACUAGAAGCUGGGGGAUGUGCAUCAAAAGCCAUUGGAAACCCUGGGCCAGACUGUAUUUAUGUCGACCAGGUUAAAGCUACACUACUUCAGCUGGAAGGCUUAGACACCAGCAUAGAGGAUAGACUCGCUGCUCCUCCAACACCGUGUUUAUCAUGUGCUGACUGGUUCAUCCCUUCAGCACGUGAGAGGCUGGAAAGCAUCACCAACUCCCCUGUCUUCAGUAAGCUGCAUAGCUCCUUGAAAGCCACGUCUCCAACGAGUAAAAGGGUGCUGUUUGGAGAGUCCACGCUUAAGAACCGCAGGGCCAGUCCUCAGAGAAGCCUCAGUGUUUCAGAUAGUGGUAGUGAAGGCCAUGGAGACAACCACUCCUUCAGUGCCAGUAUCAGCCCGCAUGCCACUCCUGACUCUAUUAGGAAACUUGGCCGCAGGGAAUCCCUGGGCUCUGGUGCAUCUGAUGGAAGUGGAGGAAGUGGAAACAUAUUUAAGAGCAAUAAGAAGAAGCAUCCUAAUCCCUUUUACUUAGGAACUUUGAAAAAGAGUCUUUCAGAGAGAGAGACUGAGGAAAUGUAUAAUACCAUGAAACUUACAACUGGCUCUGAGAAUACACUGUUUCACUAUGUUUCAAUGGAAACAGUCCAGGGAAUAUUUAUAACACCAACGCACAGGGAAGUGGCACAGCUCAGUGGCUCCAUCCACCCACAGCUAGUAAAGAACUUCCAUCGCUGCUGUCUUUCCAUCAGAUCAGUGUUUCAACAGACCCUCCUUGGAAAGGAAAAGAAAAAUAUAGAUGGUUUUCAGAAUUCAUCUCCAGUAAUGAAUUCAUCUGGGUUUGGGAAUGUUAAGGAGCAUGGGGUCCUGUUCCAGUGCAGACCUGAAAACUGGACGGACCAAAAGAAACCACCUCCCACAAUGACCUACUGGGUGGUUGGGAGGCUGUUUCUAGAACCAAUCCCUCAAGAGUUCUAUGUGUGCUUUCAUGACUCAGUAGCAGAAAUUCCAGUGGAGCUGGCAUUCAAACUUUCAUUCGGUCUGGCUGUGUAAAAAACACGUCUUGUGAACUAAAGCACCCUUUCUUUAACGCUUAAUCUUUUGUUAUUUUUGGAAAUUGUAACAGAAGAUGUAUCUAUGUCAUGAGGACCUACAGGGACAAAUUUAUAUGUUAUAUUUAAUUAUACAGUAUACUAUGAUGUGGUGUAUAUAUUUAUGUAUAAAAAUAAUUUCUAAAAAGAGAGUGCUUUAGCAACGUCUGUGUGCAUCAUGUACCGUAUAUACUUUUGCGGUUAGUUUGUAUUUGCCAGAAUUGUAUCUGCUGGAAAAACUGUAAGAAACUAUCAAGUACGUCAGGUGAGCCUUCCAAAACAAGAUCUCAUUGACAGGGAUGUCCUGGAAAAGAGCAUUUAACAGCAUUCUUAAAACUAGCCACAAUAUACUUUUGUAAUAUAAGGGCAGUCCGUUAUAAUCUACAAUUGAAUGUUUUUUAGGUUCUGGUUGUAGCUACAGAGUAAAAGUUAAAGAGAUAAUAUAUUGUAAGUGCAGUUUACAGGGUACUGCAUGACACCAAAUCGCUGAUUCAUCAAUUAAAUAUAGCUGGGGCUUCUGUCUUUCAUUUUGUGUUAAUUUACUUUUUCGGAGAUUUUAAUAGCUAGUUUUGAGUUUCAUGUAAAUCAGGGCUUUCCAAAAUUUUUGGGCGUUUUUUUUUUUUUUUUUUUUUUUCUGUCACAAUAUGUAUAGGAACUCGACAGUACUUGCACACUUAAGCUGUA